CAUACGUUCCUGCUGAGGAACCCCUCACACUCGGUUAUUUUUAAAUGUUCCGGAGCUGUCAAACCAUGUCCCGAGAUCUACUUGUCAGUGCCCCGGAGACUGUCAUUACUAAUCCAGAAGUGAAACAUUAACCCGAAAACCACUGCCACGACCAGGGGAAAAAACAUAGCAGAGCUUUAGAGCUGAUUGACUGCAGAGACAGCGAGAGCUUGCAAUAUCUGCUUGCCAACUUUCCCAAAGCCUCUUCCAAAAUGGGGAGGAACAAAAUAGUUGGCGAGGUGCAAAAAGAUCUUCCCCCUCCCGAGAAGCAAGCGCCGAGACUAUGUGGAACCAAUUACCCGCUGAGCAUUGUAUUUGUUGUGUUGAACGAAUUCUGUGAACGCUUCUCCUACUAUGGCAUGAAAGCUAUCCUCACCUUGUAUUUUACAAACUUCCUUCAUUGGGAUGAUGAUCUAUCCACUGCCAUCUACCAUGCCUUUUCUGGAUUGGCCUAUUUCACACCGGUCCUUGGAGCUGUCAUUGCUGACUCCUGGCUGGGAAAGUUCAAAACCAUCAUCAUCCUCUCCGUCGUCUACAUUAUUGGUCAUAUUGUGAAGUCUGUCGGUGCGAUACCAACUGUGGGUGACCAAACCAUACAUGUAGUAUUAUCAAUGCUUGGCCUCUUCUUAAUAGCCCUGGGCACUGGUGGUAUCAAACCUUGUGUUGCAGCUUUUGGUGGUGAUCAAUUUGAAGAGAAGCAAGCUUCUGAACGGAGUAGGUUUUUCUCCUUCUUCUAUCUGUCCAUUAAUGCAGGAAGUUUACUGUCAACCAUCAUCACUCCCAUAUUGAGAGCUGAUGUUCAGUGCUUUGGUGGAGAUUGCUAUGCUCUUGCCUUUGGUGUUCCUGCUGCACUAAUGGUGAUUGCAUUAGUUGUAUUCGUAUCUGGAAGUGUGCUCUACAAAAAACUCCCCCCACAAGGAAAUAUGCUGGUUAAAGUGUGUAGCUGUAUUGGGUUUUCCAUAGGAAAUCGCUGGAGGCAUCGCAGCAAAAUUUAUCCGAGGCGGGAACAUUGGCUUGACUGGGCAAGAGAAAAGUAUCCAAAACAUCUGAUUGAAGAAAUUAAGAUGGUUACUCGAGUCCUGUUCCUCUACCUUCCACUCCCAAUGUUCUGGGCACUCUUUGACCAACAGGGAUCACGAUGGACUCUACAGGCUGCUGGAAUGAAUUCUAACUUUGGUGGGUUCGUUAUCCAACCAGAUCAGAUGCAGACCAUUAAUCCCCUUUUGAUUAUUAUUUUUAUUCCAAUCUUUGACAUGGGCAUUUAUCCCCUCCUCAGGAAAUGUAAAAUCAACUUGACGCCCCUCAGACGGAUGACAAUCGGAAUGGUUCUGGCAGCCAUGGCAUUUGUCGCAGCAGCCAUUGUGGAGAUCAGAGUUCAGAAAACUGUAAUGCCUGAGCCUGGAGCCAAAGAAAGUUACAUUCAGUUCCUAAACCUGGCAGAUAAAAAUAUAAGCAUCACUGUCCAAGGAUUAGAUGAUUUUCCAGUCACCAUGGCACCCUUUCAGGAUCCAGGCCAUUACAUCAAGUUACUGCUCGAAGCUCCAGAACAAACAUUCAAUUUUAAUCUUACAUAUGAAAACGUUGACUUCACAUGCCGUGAAAACAUUAAUGAAAGGAGGGCGUACAGCGUAUUAAUGUACAAAGAUGUUAACACUCUCAAUUGCAGACUGCUGGAAGAUCAAACAUCAAAGCCAGAGAAGGGAAAGGCUGCAUUGAGAAUCAUGAAUACCGGCUCUGAAGAUUUAAACAUUACUAUCGGAGAUGUGAAUUUCGGCACAGUCCACAAGAACUUUGGAAGCUCGUUGUACGAGGUCCUGGAUAGAGGAUACUACAAGGUAUCGUGCCAAAACGAAACAACGAAGCAGAUUGUGGAUGUGGGACUGAUCGACUUUGGAGCAGUGUAUACACUCAUUCUGGCUAAAACGCCUAAAGACCACAGCAUGAAGAUUUGGAAGACCGAAGACGUCAAAGCGAACACCAUGCACAUUGCAUGGCAAAUCCCUCAGUAUGUCUUGAUGUCUGCUGGAGAGGUUAUGUUCUCUAUCACUGGUGUGGAGUUCUCUUACUCACAGGCUCCUUUAAACAUGAAAGCUGUUCUCCAAUCUGGCUGGCUCCUCACUGUUGCAUUUGGCAAUAUCGUGGUAAUUAUUGUGGCCAAAGCUGCUUACAUGGAACAGUGGGCCGAGUUUUUGCUGUUUGCUUGCCUUCUCUUCGCUGUCUCCAUCAUUUUCUCCAUCAUGGCUUACUUCUACACUUAUGUGGACCUACUGAUCAAGAAAGGGGAGGACCAGGAAGAGGUGAUUGCUUCACUGUACCAGGAUAUCGCCCUCAGCUCAGCCAACAAGCAGACAAAGAUGUAGAACAUCUCCCACCCUCCUCGGCUGCUCACCUUCUUAACUUCCUGCUUUGUGUGUUACUCAUUGAACACAUUCUGUCGCCAUGUAGCUACGCCUCAGGGUCUUUAAUCAGGAGUGGAUUCAGAGUAAUGCGUACAUAAUGUUUCUUACUUUGAACAUCAUGAGGGAUAGAGGGGAAUUCAAAGAACUUAUUUUUCACCUCCCCCACUCCCCAGCGGAUCUUUCCAAUGUGAAUUGCCUGGUCCUGGUUGCUCUCUGACACAGCUGAUGGGCUCUGCCAUCCUCAAAUACAAAUCACUUCAGAGAGUGGUUUAAGAGUUAACAGUGAGUUAGUUAACGACUAGAGUCGCAUACAGACCAGCCCAGUGGAAGAGAGCAGCUAUCCUUUGCAGUUGAACAUUUGUGAACUACCUUGAUUAGAACAGCCACCUUUACUGAUACAAGUUUUCUGAUUCCAAAUUCUUCAGUUUGGACUUCUCAAACUGCCACUGGAGCUGCUGGUUGGGUGGGAGAUAAUUUCCACAAAUGUUUUCUGGCCAAUGAGUCCACUAUCCUACCCAAAUUCACUCACAGGAUAUGAGCAUUGCUGUCUAGGCCAGUUUUUUUGCCCAUUCCUAAUUACCCUGAUGGCACUAAGAGUCAACCAGAUUUCUUGAGUCUGGAGUCAUAAUUAGGUCAGACCAGGUAAGAAUGGAAGAUUUCAGAUGGGCUUUAAGGCAAAUGACAAUGGCUAAAUAUUCACCAGCCGUCUAGCUUUGUUUUAAUUCACUUUAUAUUUUAAAAAUGGAAUUCAGACUUCACCAUCCACCAGAGUAUUUGGCCUGAGGUUCUGGAUUCCUAGCCCAAAGACAUUGCCACUACACUACCUGACCAAUCUCCUGCCCAGCUUCAAUUUAAAAUUAUUCAUGGAACCAGCUUCUCCCAUCAUUUCAGGCAGAAGAUUCCAGUUCCCAACAACUUACAGAGUAAAAACACUUCUCUUCAUCUCCCCUUCAAAUCUGUUCCUUUUCCCAAUAAUUGAUUACAUUUGGUGGAUGAACCUCAGCAGAGCCCAUAAUAAGGAAAUUUCUCAUUCCUUUGUUUUACACAACUGUGCCCAUCAUCCCAGCCUUAUUGUUUAGACAAUAACUGGAAUUCUUUAAAGGAAGAUUAGACUUUACAUGGACAACUGGCAGCUAGGAGGGGUCUUCAAGUACAGCUCAACUGCAAGACUGUUGCUGUAUCUACAGGCUACAGGAGAUCCUAUAUCUUGAAUUGUGGUGGAUGGUAAGGAUCAGCAAUUUAAAACUCCGAAAGGUUCAUGCACAACAUGACAGGAAAGAAACAGCAGGAAAAUGGAGAAACGAGAAGUUGCUUGGGUUCCCACCCCAGAUUUUUACUUGCUGCUGAAUACUGCAUUGGUACAAAGGUCCAGAGAUGGUAGAAUGUCAUUGUGGUAGGGUGGGGGGGAGGCGUGCUGGGAGAGAGAAAUAGCCACUGUGUAAGUCCGUUGAGAUGUCAGUGGACAUUCUGUGCUGGAUGCUGAAAUGACAUCAGCAGAUCCGGCAGCCAUCUCUUCCCUCUGUCCGGGAAAUUAGUGGCACUCAUGGUGAUUUUUCAUGACAAUUCCACAUCCUGAUCUACCUCCUUAGUUCUUCUCCCUAAUAAGGAUAUAUCUACAUCUGUCUUUAAAAUAUUCAGUGACCCCUCCCCCACCCUCCUGAGAUAGGGAGUUCCAAACCUACUCAAACUGUCCCAGAAGGGCAACGCCUAGUUUUAAAAUAAUGUCCUGAGUUCUUUGGCUCACACAUGAGGAAACGUGGCUUCCACAUUUGUCUGGUAAAGACCUUUAAGGAUCUUACUUACUUCAAUCGAGGUUCCCCUCACUUUUCCAAACUCCAGUAGACACAUGCCAGGUUUGCCUAUUCUUUCUUCAUAAGACAAUUCACCCAUUGCUUUUUGAACCUAGUAAACUAUCUCCAGUGUACUCGCAUACAUCUUUAAAUAAGAAGCCCUAAACUGCAUAGAAUAUUUUAGAAACGGACUCACCAAAGCCCCAUAAAACUGAAGCUUCCUUCCUACUCUGUUAGCCCCUACACCAUGAACCCCUGUUUUGAUACCAUUUUAUGUGGAAAUCCCAGAAAGGUACAUCGAGAGGCGUCCCUUUAUUCUUAGUACAUGCUAUUUUUUCUCUCAAAGAACUCCAGUAAAUUGGUUAAACAGGAUUUCCCUUUCACAAAAUAAUGCUGACAUCUCCCAAUUACCUUCAGUUUACCAUUGUACUUGCCUAUAAUCUCCAUAAUGGUCAAUUCUAACACACCCCCCCCCCCACUUUACUUAUGUCAAGCUAACAGACCUAUAGUUUCCUGUUUUCCGCCACGUACUCCUCUUGUUCAGGGAGGGGAGUUAAAUUCGCCAACAAUCCUGGAAUGUUGGAAAAUUCACAUCAACGCAUCCACUACUCCAUUAGCCUCCUCUUUAAAAAACCUAGGGUGAAAUCCAUCUGGACCAGGAGAUCAGCCAGUCACAACUCCAUUUGUGUGGUCAGUACUACUUCCCUCAUGAUUUUAAUUUCAACAAGUUCUGUUCGCUGCAGACUCCUGAUUUCCAGCUAUUGCUUAAAAGCUUUCUUUUUAUCCUCUAUGGUGAAGAUAGAAACAAAAUAUGUACUCAUUUUAUCCCUAUUUCCUUAUUAUCUGCUAUUAACUCCCCAUUUUUACUCUCCAGUAAACCAACACACAUUUCUUCUUUUCAUAAACCUCCAGGACCUUUUGCUAUCCAUUCUUUUACAGUUCGAAUGAGCUUUCUCCCUCAUUCUUCAGUUCUUUUUCCUAAUUAAUCUUUUAGUCAUUGUCUACCUUUUUUUCUGUUUUGUCUAAUCAUCUGACCUGCCACUCUUCUUUGUGCAAUGAUUAGCUUUUUUGCUUAAGUUUGAUGCUUUGCUUAAUGUCAUUAGUUAACUGCAGAAAGUGAGAUCCCAUCCCUUCCACUUAGAGUUUAUCUUUACAAUAGAAGUAGUUCUUCUGAGAUAUUCCUGUGAAUAUCCUCUUCUACUUCUUUGUUCAUCUAACUCUUAGCGUAGUAACCUGGUUCAUGCCAGCUAGCAGAGCUUUCAUGCUCAUAUGUUUCUUAUGUUUAAAAUGCUAUCCUCGACCCAAUCUUCUCACUUUCAAACUGAAUGUAAAAUUCAAUCAUGCUGCGAUUGAAGGGUGCCUUUACUCUGAGGGCAUUAAUCCUGUCUCAUUACAUGUUGCUGAGUCUAAUAUAUGCUGUGCUGGUUUUCCCCAGAUAGUGCUGCCUAAGAAGCUAUUUCAAAAGCAACCCGUGAACUUUUCAUUCAUGCCAUGAUUGUCAAUCUGAUUUAAUCAGUUUACGUACAAAGUAGUCAACAUUGAUUAUUCUUGUCCCUUCAUCACAAACCUUUCUUCUCAUAUACUUUGUUCUAAAUUGUUUUGGUGCCUGUAGAUCUCUCUAUUCAAUGACUUCUUUCACUUAUUGUUCAUCAUGUCCAUCCAAAUUGAUACUACAUCCUGGUCUUUUGAACCAAGAACACAAACCAUUGUGUCAAUGUCAUCCUUGAUGAACAGUGUUACCUCUCCACCUUUAUCUAGUUUCCUGCUCUUCUUGCCAAAUAUCCCUCAAUAUUCAGGACCCAUUUUGUCAUCUUGCAGCCACAUUUCCAUCUUGGUUAUCAGGUCAUCCUUAUUUAUUGCAAUACGUGGCAUCAGUUUGCCAAGCAUAUUCAGAUAUAGGGCCUUUCAUUUCAUAUUCUUGUUGCCUUUGUAAAAUCUACUCUUCUAUGGUUCAUUCUGUCUGUCCCUUCCUGCUGUUCUCUGACCCCAUUCCCUAUAUCAUUUUGUACACUUUCCUUGAUUCUAACCCUUGAUUUGCUACAUCUACCCAAGCUGGGCUCCUUACUUGUAUUUAGUUUACAGCCAUCUCUACUUUCUAGCUGUAUGGUUUGAGAGAGUGUUGCGCAGGAUACGACAUACCAUCCUAAUGCUACAGACCCCACAUUCACGAGGGCUGAUUCCAUGUUCCACAGAUUGAACCCACUUCUCCCCAACCAGGUGCUGAGCUAUUUAGCUGCUUUGCUAACGUUCAUGCCCUCUGCAAAUUGGUAUAUGGCUGUGGCAAUAAUCAUUACCCUUGAGUUUCUGUUGAGCAGUUCAGUGUCCAUUUCAUCACACUGUCAAAACAAACCUAAUUCCAUGCCCUGUCGAUGACAUUUAAAGUCAGAGAGAUCAAUAGCUGAGCAAAAAUGCCCUUCAGCCCAUUGUGCCAACCUUGGUCAAAAACGACCACCUAACUAUUCUAAUCCCUUCAUUCCACCACUCGGCCCACUGCUUUGUAAGCAUUGUCAUUGCAAGCACACAGCUAAAUACUACUAAAAUGAUACAAAGGUUUUUCUCUGCAUCAACCUUGCAGGCAAUAAAUUCCAGGUUCCAGUUUGUGCUUGUAUAUUGAAUGCCAUAACUGAUUCCUCUGCCCUCCCCACUGUAAGUUUCUGAGCCAGGCCCCUGAACUCUCUAGGACUGAUGAUCAGACUGUAUAAAACAGUGUCUAUUCCCCUCACUAUACUAUCCCUUACUCCCACUAAUUUCUUGGUGCUGUCUACACUUGAAUGGCAUCCUGUGCCAUGGUUAGUCAGCUCAUUCACUCUGUAGCCCCCACUCGCAUCCAAACAAGUUGAAAGAAACUGAAACCUGGUGGACAAUUGCAGAGCUUUAUACUCCUGCAAUACUGCCUUCUGAAUCGCCUUACCUGCCUCACUUGCAGUCAGACAUUCCUGUCUGGACAUUGAGUAAAUCAGACUCAAGCCUAAAUGAAACAAAAACAGAAAUUGCUGGUGAAACUCAGCAGGUCUGGAAGCAUCUGUGGGAAGAAAGCAGAGUUAACAUUUCAAGUCUGUUCAGUCUUCAUCAGAACUCAGAUCCUAAAUGAUGAGACUGCCUCCUGGUCCAGGGAAACCCGAAUAGUUUUCCCUCUCGCUGAAGUGCCGCGACAAUUGCAGUUUGUCACAAACUCUUGAGCAGAAGCUACUGGAGGUGUAAACACUUACAGUAGAUGUGCCAUAGACAGGAUAUAAGGGCAAAGAACUAUUAACACAAUUAUAGAGAAGACGCCUCACCUGGAGCAUUGUGUACAGUUUCUGGUCUCUACCUAGGGAAGGACAUAACUGAUUUAUUGGGAGGGCAACAUAGGUAAAUAAAGCUGCUUCUUGGUAGAAUGAGAUUGUUGUAUACAAAGAGGUUUUGUAGACUAAGCCUAUAUUCUCUGGGGUUCCGAAAAUUAGAAGGAAUCUAUUGAACCAUAAAGUUCUUGCAGGGAUUGACGGAGUCAAUGAUCAAAAAUGUUUGGGGAAACUAAAACAUAAGAUCACAAUCUCAGAAUAAUUAGCAAAAAAAAAGCCAUUUGAAUAGGAUUGUGCACAAUGCACAGCUGAGAAGCAGGCUAUUUUGCCCAACCAGUCCAUUCCUGAUAUUUUUGCACCAUUCACUAAAUCUCCCUCUAUUCCCUUCUUCCUCUUGUGCUUGUCUACCUUCCUUUAAAUGCAUCAAUACUUUUCAUACCAACAAAUUGUUUUGUAGCAGAUUCCACACUCUCAGCACUUUCUGGGUAUAGACAUUUCUUCUGAAUUUAGGACAGAGAUGAGGAGACAUUUCUUCGCUGGGAACAGUGUGGAUCAUUGGAAAUCUCUACCCCAAAGAAGAUUUCUUGCUGGGCAUAUUCAAGAAAGGGUGAUAGAUUUCUGGUUGUUGGAAAUUAAAGAAUGGGGAAAAUAGACAGGAACGUUGACAUAGAAGCAGUCUUGAUGGGACUGAAUGGAGUAACACUGUUUGUGCUGUCUGUGUUCAUCCUUGACAAAGACACAAGAGGGUGGGGAUUAUCUGCCUCACUCACUGUGGAACCACGCACCAACCAAGGAGGCCGGAAACAGCUUCAGAAAAUAUGUUUUGUACACCAUCAACAGGGAACUAUCAAAGAGACAGUACUGGUCCUGAAGUUCAGAGCUGUGUUCAACCAUUUGAAAAGGAGAGUAAGCAACUUUUGAGCUUUCUGCAAAUGAAUAUUUAUAUCCAAGACAGAAAUCUAAACUCCAUUUUCUAAAUAACUGGCUAUUUAUGAGAACAAUAUGUAUUUUGCAAAUUUUUAUCUACUAAUGUAACUGAAGCAUUAGUAACAUCAAAACUGUGAAGUAAAGUUAUUC
Molecule: messenger RNA, 8586 nt
Organism: Stegostoma tigrinum
Lineage: Eukaryota; Metazoa; Chordata; Chondrichthyes; Orectolobiformes; Stegostomatidae
Gene: slc15a2
Product: solute carrier family 15 member 2
Exons: 23
Coding region: 252-2399 (715 amino acids)
Biological process (GO): oligopeptide transport; transmembrane transport
Cellular component (GO): membrane
Molecular function (GO): dipeptide transmembrane transporter activity
Source: RefSeq, a predicted model, not a curated record